This is a messenger RNA of Clonostachys rhizophaga, 1140 nucleotides long. NCBI's taxonomy places the organism in Eukaryota, Fungi, Ascomycota, Sordariomycetes, Hypocreales, Bionectriaceae. The record is from the annotation of a GenBank genome assembly.
AUGGUCGCCGUCAGAAACAUCCCCGUCAUCUCAGCCAUGAUGCUCAGCAUCGCUGACCAGGCCCUCGCUGCCCCCGUGGCCGGCGCCGUCGUCCUCAUGUCCGAGACUGAGGCCGCCGUGCCCGCCAUUGAAGCCCGCGGCAUCGACGAGCGCAGCCCAAAGAACGGACAGUGGAGGGGCCUUCUGCACCACGCUGUCAACGUGGUCGGCGGACACGUGGCCAACAAAAAGGGCCGCCGCGACCUCGAAGUGGACGACCUGAUUGAGCGCGAGCUGGAGGCCCUCGACGAGCGGGAGGUCGACGAGCUCGAGGAGCGCGAUCUUGCCGAACGCAGCCCCAAGAACGGACAAUGGAGGGGUCUUCUGCACCAUGCCGUCAAUGUGGCCGGUGGACACAUGGCCAACAAAAAGGGCCGUCAUGACCUUGAGUAUCUCGACGAGCGCGACCUUGACCAGCUUCUUGAUGAGCGCGGACUUGAUGCGCGCAGCCCCAAGAACGGUGCCUGGAGGGGUUUGGCACACCACGCGAUCAAGGUUGUUGGGGGGAGCGUGGCUCGUCACAAGGGUCGCCGCGACUUGGAGUUCCUGGAUGAGCGAGACGCUGAAGACCUCGAGGAGCGCGAUCUCGACGAGCGUAGCCCCAAGAACGGACAAUGGAGAGGUCUCCUACACCACGCUGUCAAGGUUGUCGGGGGACACAUGGCCAACAAGGGGCGACGUGACGUCGAGGCGGAGGAGCUGCUCGUCCGUGCAUUGGAGUCCCUUGACGAGCGUGGUCUUGAUGAGCGCAGCCCCAAGAAUGGUCAGUGGAGAAAGCUUGCUCACCAUGCCAUCAACGUCGUCGGAGGCCACAUGGCUCGCAAGGGUCGACGUGAUCUUGAGAUGGAGGACCUGGUUGCGCGUGAGCUGGAGUCCCUCAAUGAGCGCGAUCUCGACGAGCGCAGCCCCAAGAACGGCCAGUGGAGGAAGCUUGCGCACCAUGCCAUCAACGUUGUGGGAGGAAGCCUGGCGCGCAACAAGGGCCGACGUGAUCUAGGAAUGGAGGAUCUGGUCGCUCGUGAGCUGCAGGUCCUGGAUGAGCGAGACCUUGAGUACAUUUACUCUCGCUACAUCCAGGAUAUGGAGAACAGCCAGGAGUAA